This is a messenger RNA of Sclerotinia borealis F-4128, 240 nucleotides long. The record is from the annotation of a GenBank genome assembly. NCBI's taxonomy places the organism in Eukaryota, Fungi, Ascomycota, Leotiomycetes, Helotiales, Sclerotiniaceae.
AUGUCAUCAUCUGCAAUCAGCAUGCCUACAUCGGCCACCAGCGCAAAUAUGGCCGCAGAUCCUAAACCAGCUGGAGAAGCUUCAGCAAAACCAAAGCCGUGCUGCGUCUGUAAAGAUGAGAAAGCUGCUCGAGACGAAUGUAUGCUGUUCAGCACGGCCAAGGAACCACAAGAAGCUUGCGCGAGUAUGGUCGACAAAUAUAAGAGUUGUAUGGCUGGUUUUGGGUUUAUUUUACCCUGA